Molecule: messenger RNA, 610 nt
Organism: Nothobranchius furzeri (turquoise killifish)
Lineage: Eukaryota; Metazoa; Chordata; Actinopteri; Cyprinodontiformes; Nothobranchiidae
Gene: dnaaf19
Product: dynein axonemal assembly factor 19
Biological process (GO): epithelial cilium movement involved in extracellular fluid movement; inner dynein arm assembly; determination of left/right symmetry
Cellular component (GO): outer dynein arm
Source: RefSeq, a predicted model, not a curated record
GCAGGACCUUAGCGUCAGGUGAGCAGGUUAAACAUAAACAGUCACGUGCUGACGCAGGAAGCUACUCUGGGAUCAAAGAGACUCUGAAACUUUGGGCUCUCGGAUGGUCACCGGUUUUAGUUUUGGGAGUAGUUUCUACAAAGGCCUGGUGCUCUGGGACAUCAGUGUGAAGGUUCAGAACAAAAGUUCUCAGGUGGAGGUCAAGGUGGAUUGAGGGGGCAGUGAUGUCACAGCAAGAUGUCAUAAACUUUGCAGCCCUGGAGCAAGAGCUUCGAGCAGCAGUCGAGUCAGAGAGACGAUACCAACGUGAGAACGAGACCAAGCUGAGAGCGGUCACCAAUCGAGUCAGCUACGAACAGUUCAGAGACCUUGUCCUGACCUCUCACCUGAAGCCCCUGGAAAAGAAGGACAAAGACAGAGCUCCACGGAGCCAGAGCUGGAAUCCCAUCGCUCCGGGCAACAUGUGAUGGACAACCACUGAGCAUCACUUCACUCCAUGACUCUUUUUUUUAAAAUAAAUAACAAAUGUGUUGUUUUAUUUACAAAAUAAUUAGAUGUAACAGUGUUGAAGUUUUCAAACCAAACAGCUAAAUAAACAGUUUCAGAGACA